Porites lobata is the source of this 5499-nucleotide messenger RNA. Lineage: Eukaryota; Metazoa; Cnidaria; Anthozoa; Scleractinia; Poritidae. The record is from the annotation of a GenBank genome assembly.
CUAAUUUUAACUUUUGUGCGGGUCGGUCAAACAUUUUUGUCCGUAGGAUAUGAAAUUACAGUUUCGACAGUGGAUGAAUUUCUCGCUGGAACAGAUGCAAGGGUCUUUAUUGAAAUUUAUGGAGGAAACGCUGAAAAAACUGGAUGGAUUGAACUUACUGAUGAUGGAAAAAACGUAUUUGAAGCUGGAGCGUAAGUAGACGUGACUGAUUGCCUUCGUUUCACCAUUCUUAAUUUUCCAGGCAGGACAUAACGAUCAUUAGGUCCAGCAACGAAACAGACCUUGGACCAACUAAGAAAGCUUUUUAAAUUCGCUAUGUAUCGUAAGGAAUGAGCUAAAUUAAAAAAAGCUGCAGCAUCCUGACGCGGCAUAAUGUUCGCGUAUUAUCCCGUCACAGGGAACGAAGUUAAGAGGACUUAAAUGUUUUUGUUUCUAGUGAAAAGUAAAGCUGAUUAACAUAAAAACGACUAUCCACUUUAAUAGAUAUGGAGGAACGCGAUUUUUACUAGCUACAAUCCUGGACAAAACUACUUGAUAAAAUGUUUUCAUUAAUGCGCACUACCUAACGCAACAAAACUAUUUCCAAAUCAACGGCUUUGCGUAAAGAAAACGCCCUCCCCCAGUUCAAAGUUGCUUCCUACAAAUGUUUAGGGAUCCGUCCUUCUUUUGAAGACCCAACAACACUACUUCCAGGGGGAGCGGGGAGGGAAGAAUCGGUCGGCUACGAAAUUUAGAAAAACUGCCCCCCAAGAAUGUAAUUUUCUCAACAGUUUUGCCCAAGAUUGUAGCUAGACACUGAUCAUAACUAAACACUUAUAUAUUCUCUGAAGGAAUGAUACAUUUUACCGUGAUGCCAGAUUCAUAAAACCGAUCAAGUUUAUAAAAAUGAUGCGCAACAACGAUUGGUACACUCCAGGAUGGAAACUGCUCAAGGUGAUUAGCGCACAGCGGCAGCAGCUAAAUAACAGUUACACGAGAAGAUUCACAACAACGAUUUUUAACGCAACGCAGCGUUGCAACAUUGUUGCAACAUUUUUUCGAAUAGCUGCAACAUUGUUGCAACAUUGUUUCGAGUAGCUGCAACAUUGUUUCAACAUUGCAACGCUGUGUUGCGCUAAAAAUCGACGUUGCAAAUCGUCCCGUGUAACAUCACCUUUAUGGAUCUUAAGCGACGACGACCACGAAGGCAACGAAAACGGCAGAAAACAAUAUGGUUUAGAUCGGCGAAACAACAAAUUUGCUCGUCCUUCUCACUUUUUGUACAUUAGAGAAACUGCCUAAUUUCACGUUUUCUUGAGGAUGAGACAAAAGAUGGCGAUUUCAUGAUUCUUUUUUAUUUGUUUUAAACCAACUUAGGGUGCGUUCCUUUGAGAUGAUCGUUCACUGAUCUUGAUCCGGAUCAUCCCAAAGGAACGCAUGCGCACCUUUUGAACUUGAGGUAGCGUGGCCGAGCAGUUAGGGCGUUGGACUUGAAACUAGGAGGCACUUGUGAAGGCAAAGCUACAACGACAAACCAGUGAGGGUCCGCGGGAUCUUUCGUAGACCUGGAUCAUUAAAAUCUUGAGUAUCAAAUUUUUUAAGUUUCUAACUAGAAGGUUCCAUGUUUAAGUCCUGCUAGCUGGAUUAUUAAUUUUGUUCUCGGUAGUGCCGAGUUCAAAUUCUCGGCCACACUAGUAAAAAAGCCAACUGGUUCGCCUCUCCUACCAGUUGGGAUUUUAACCCUGUUAUGUUCUAUUUAAAUUAUUAUUUAUUAUAAUUUAACUCCAGAAAACAUGGAAAAAUUUACCAACAUUUGGUAGAUACAACGACAUGGAUUAAAAGUGAUGAAUUUUGAAAACGCGUGAGUUCACUUUUAGAGAAAUGUCGUACGUAAACGAAGAAAAAAUUGCCGAAACACUGCCGAAAAAAACUUACCAAAACAGAAAAAUAUAACUCUAUGGAUGAAACGUGCUACUUGAAGAAUUAUAUUCCAGUGCUAGACUAAUCCUGAAUGUGGCAGGAACAGGCCGAUGAAGACUGAGGCUGACCUUAACAUAUCGAUCGAGGGAAAGCAAGUUUUUAAAGUAAAAUUUGGCUGCCGUAUCAUGAUUUUGGUGAAGAAUAAUGCAGUCCAUGUUUUCCGCCAUGACCAACAACAUCACCCUUGCCACCCCCCCCCCCCUCCAACCCAAAUAAAAGCUACAUAUAUAUUCAUUCUUCCGAUCAUAAUCGGUCUCUUUCCAAAGCGUUACUGCCUCAAAUUUUAAGAAGAAAUAUACAUCUUCAUUCUACAAUUAAUUUUGAUACCACAGGUAACCAUAAGAAUCCAAGGUCACUCUGACUUGUAUACGUUUUACUUCAACAAAUGGUUAAGUGCUAACAAGGAGGUGACAUUACACGGUGAGAUUGUUAGCACUCCAAUUUAUGUUUUACUUCCACAGUUAAGGGUGAUGCCAGGAAAUUGUUCUGUACAGCGGUUUAUUUUGUCUGCGACGCAGGCUAAUUUCUAGGAACAUUUCGAAAUUAACCCGCAGUAGAGCGGUAUUUAUCACAGGAUAGAAUAGAACCAGGAACAUUGAUUUAAAGUAGUAAAGUAUACUAAUGAAAUGGGUCCCACAAACUGCUACAUCAUUCCUUAUAAAACUGUCACCACUUCACACUCUUAUCUUAAAUAACUAAUUUAAAAUUAUCUUUUGAAAUUUGAUUUUUUCUUGACCGACAAGUGAGCUAUAAAUCCCAAAUCUGCACCAUGAUCUUGAAGUAGGGGCGCUUAUGUGUUUAAUGAUGUUCGUUUUAACUUUUUGGAAAAAAAAGAGAAGACCAAAAAUAAAGACAAAAGCAAACAAACAAAACUCACAAAAAAAACAAACAAACAAACCAAAAGUUGGACUGCCUGUUUCUAAAAAUCAUCUGACAAAAUUUCGGUUUACUUUCAACACUUUUAAAGUAGCCAGUUUUUUAAGAGCAAGCUUUACCGAUAACGGUUUAUACAUGGUAGCCACAUAGAAUUACGACGUAAUAUUUAGGCCAUAUCACGUUACUGCUUCAUUCACGCAAAAGCAUCCUUGGUCUGAGUUUUUAGUUAUAGGUCAAAUAUAUACUGAAAAUACGAAGUUGUAUGUAAAAAUAACAAAAAUGUUUUUUUAAUUAAUCAGAGGAAAAUAAAUGCCGAUCUGGUCAUUCAGACUGUCACCAUUUAUGUAUCUACACUAAUCCGGGAUAUCGUUGUGAUUGUCACCCAGGAUUCGAGCUACAUCAAAUGAACCGUUGCAAAGGUAUGCAAAGACUUGGGGAAGAGUUAUAUUUCACUCGUUUCUCUAGCCUAAAACUGUGCAUAUUGGGAAGUAAGACAUAACCUCUUGGAAAAUAAACUUUCAAGGGUGGACCUGCACUGAAAAAAGAGCGUAGGAUAACGGUUUUUGAGUUAGUCGUUGAUAAGGGUACGUUGCCCAGUGAACAUGAACGAAUCUUUUUAAGAACACUCGUAUUGUUUCAGAUCAAAGUGUUGAACUGAAACAAUAACCUUUAGUUAAGAAAAACACCCGUAAUGGCCAUGGGUGCGAGGACGAGUCAGCAGAAAUCAAUUAAAUGUUAGGAUAGGUUUAAUAGACGCCUGAAGUAUGGUCCUUGAACGUCAACUUCGUCCUGGAGUCAAUAAUCCUCGCUCUUAAAUACUUUUUUCCAGGCAGGAGGAACGAUAUAUUAUUGAAACUGACAGUUACGCACAGUCAUCAGUUUAAUUUAAUACCGAUUCGCUGAGUAGUUUGAUCUUCCCACCGCAUAAAAACAGAGUAGAAGUGGAAGUGAAGUAAGAGAUACCACAUUUCAAAAACACUCAAACUUACAAUUUGAUAGUGUUUGUUCACUAUAAUUUGUUGAUAUCCUUAGAUGUGGACGAAUGCAAAAAUGGCGACAACAAGUGCGACUUAAAAGCAGCACAUUGCGUAAAUAAACCAGGAUCCUACUCUUGUCAGUGUAAAGAAGGCUAUCAACAAAUGGACAACUACACCUGCACUGCCUUCACGUCAUGUAAUGUAUUAACGCUCACUGGUCUGCAGACGCCGUCGUCCAAAACAUUUCUUCUAUGUAGUGGCAACGAAGAACAUAAUUUGUUUCAUGCAAGCUAAUAUCUGACUAUGAAAAGCUGCCAUUUACCGAGGGUAAAAUUACAGUAAAUGUAUGAAGGAAGUCUGGGGGAAAUCGACUUUGGUUCGAGUUAGCGGGAAGUUCGAGUUAGCGAGGGUUCGACUGAGUUGUCGGGAGUCAAAGUGUACUUCGUUCUAUUUCAGAAGCCUUACAAUUACACAUUUUGUUAGAAUAAAACUAUAGCGAUUACUUGAUCGGAGGAAAACGUUUCCUUCAAGCAAUAAGCUCAUUCUAUUAUGUCACUCUUGCAAAGAAGGCUGCUACAGUUUAGUAAUUAAUUAUGUUUUCUAACCAACAGUUGCUCUUUUUAGCAAAGAUGUGCAGCGGGAGUGAUGCACUUGGAAUGGAGAGCGGCAAAAUUAAAAACCAAUCUAUCACAGCCAGUUCCUACUAUCCCCAGUAUCCUCCUUGGGCAGCGCGGCUUCGAUCCGGGAUUUCUAAAGGUUGGUACGCUUUUCCAUAUGACCCGUUGCCAUGGAUACAAGUGGACCUUGGAAAGCAAACUUGGCUGAAAGGUGUAGCGACACAAGGCAAGAUGUUCUCAAUGUAUGUGACUUCAUACAAGUUGGCGUAUUCGCAGGACCAAGUCACAUGGUUUUACUACCGAGGUGACAGUGACAACGUUAAGGUAGGGGUCAAAAGUGCGUCUUGUCCUAAAUAUGUUGUUAUUUGACUCGGGAGAAUGAACAUGGACUAAAGACUUCAUUAAAAAAAGCAAGAUUAAUGCGACAAAAUAAAUGCAUCCGCAAAUAGCUUAAGAAAUAAAUAAACCCCGUCUUCCAGAUGGUAUAACGCUAUCCGCUAUGAAGCCAUAAAAUUUGCUCACAAGUCUAUUAAUUAAAAACUAUCAGGCUCUUGGAGGAAAGUACUUAGCCCACCCCUAAAGUUGUUUACAUUUUUAAAGUCACGUGAUAUUAUUGUACAAUGAGCAAGAAUUUGUACGCCACAAGGCGGGAAGGAUUAUUAAAACUGCUGAACGAGACUUUUGUGUCUUCCUCUCUGUUCUACGAAACAACUUGGCUGUUACAUUCUCUUGGUCACCAGAAGCUCCUCCCAGCCAGCCCCAGUAGGUCACUAUAGCAGCUCCUCAGAACAUUGUAAUUCCUGUAUUGUAAUUCAAACAACUUGUAUUGUAAUUACGUACCACAUUGCAAAUAACUUAAUCAAGACUUGGCGGAAAUUCAUCCAUACGUAUUUUCUAACCCCUGAAGACCCUUUACUUUUUAGGUUCUUAAUGGAAACAAAGAUCCGUACCGAGUUGUUACAAACAGUUUGCCGAGACCAAUUCACACUCGGUUCGUGCGACUGUACCCUCUUUCUUGGAAUGACGCCCUUGUUAUGAAGCUUGAGUUGUACGGCUGCAUUUCUUCGUAA